Messenger RNA from Drosophila innubila, 2608 nucleotides. RefSeq lists its product as uncharacterized. The transcript is spliced from 6 exons. NCBI's taxonomy places the organism in Eukaryota, Metazoa, Arthropoda, Insecta, Diptera, Drosophilidae. Bases 2 to 901 code for a protein of 299 amino acids. The record is from RefSeq and is a predicted model, not a curated record.
AAUGGAUUACGCUUGGCUUCUGCUUCUCUUCUGUUACUCCAUAAUUGAUAUGCAGCGAAUCUCGGCGUUGUUUGUAACGGAUAUCAGUGUGCCGGAAAUCGUUGACUUUCGGGAUAAUGUAACACUGUCCUGCAGCUACGAUAUGAGUGGACACACUUUAAAUUCCGUCAAGUGGUAUAAGGAUCGUCUAGAGUUCUUUAGAUAUACUCCACUGAUGCGACCUGUUUAUCUCAAAUUUCCCGUUGCUGGAAUUCAAGUUCUGGAUGGCAAGUACUUCUGCAACGAGUCCACGUGUCGUGUGGAUCUCAGUCUGCUGGGCGCCAAGUCCACAGGCACCUUCAAGUGCGAGGUGAGUGGCGAUGCACCGCACUUUAAGCUGGCUGCGAGGGAGGACAACAUGACGGUGGCAGCCUUGCCACAAAGCGACCCCCUAAUCGAGAGCUUCAACUCGAUGUAUCGCAUGGAGGAGUUUCUCAGUGCCACCUGCUCUUCGGACUACUCCAGCUUACCCACAAAGCUCUCAUGGUAUAUCAAUGGCGAGCAGCCAAUGCUUGGGGAACUACAGCCGACCAUUGACACGAGCAUUCCAGCCCACGAUUACAUACUGCGUCGACAACGACUCCAGGUGCACUUCUAUCUGCAAGGACAACGCUUCUAUCAGACCGGUAAUAUACUCAAGCUUAAGUGCGUGGCGGAAAUUGAAAACUACCCGGAACUGCGCCGUGAGAUGACGCUCAGUGCCGCCCUAACGCCAUUUGACAAUUUGAAUAAUCAAAUGUUGAAGCAUUCCUGCUCAGCCUCGGCUUCUGCACAAAGGAACUGCCUUUUGGCAAGGACAUGUCUAAUAUCCGGUUUCUUUGCGAUAAUUCUGCUUACAAAAUGCUUGCAACGCCAUUCAUGAGCUUUCUCGGCAGUCACGGAAAUGCCCCAGCCCUGGUCUCAGUUGCACGCUCAGUAGGCGACAACUGCAACUGCAACUUGAAUGAGAGCGGGAACUUUGGCAACUAUAUCAACACAUUAGUUAGUUAGUUAGAUUAAGCGCAAAGGGGAGACUGUGAGAUAGAGGGUGGCUCACUUUGUCACUUGUAAAUAGUUUUGAUGAAGAAGGUGCAACAAUAUGAGGCAGAAGCUAUAAUUACAUUUCGCCACAGGUGCACAGUAAAUACAGACAUAAAACAUAGUUAAAUUAAGUCAACAUUAGGUAUUAAGGCUGAACUAGAAAUGAACUCCCUUGAAAUAUUUUGGCUUUAAAACAAGUCAUUCAUAUAAGUUAAACUUUAAACAAUUCGUAUACAGGGUGAGCCAGCAAUGAGUAUAAGAAUCUUAAGUCAUUUUACAAUUAAAUUGAUUUUGUUUUUGUAAAUCAAAUUUAUUGAGCAAUUUAUUUAGUAUAAAUAAGCAUUAUGAUCCAUAUGUUUGUUACUGUUGAUAACGAGAUUUUGUUAGAUUUUUGAUAUGAUUAACGCUGAUAACUUAUGAUAUUUAAGAUAUGGGCAUUUCGAGCAUAGCUUCUCAGGGAAGCCAAAUAAAUUGAUUGCAUGCAUUUAAUUCAAUUACGAAAACAAAAACAAAUAACAAAUACAAAUGCAAAUACUCAUACAGCAUAAUAAAUAAAACAAAUACAAAUACAAAUACAAUUAAACUGCACUCGAAACAGUUAAGUGAAUAAGAAAGGUGUUCAAUUUGCUUUUUACUAGCCAUGAUAAGCAACACUCGAGCAAACACGAAUUUUAAAUGUAUAUGUAAACAAUUCUCAAAAUUAAAUAAUUAAUAAACACAUUUUUGUGCACAUGAAAACCUUUUCGCAACUAAAAGUAAAAAAAAAAUAUAACACAAAAUGUUAUCUAUGGAAUAUGCAAAUGUUGUAAAAACGAUUAUGGAUGUAACGAAGCGAUAUGUAUAGGUUAGUUACCAUAGAAAACUGUAAAUACAAUUUUAAACAUUAUAAACAGAGAAAAACAACUAUAAAUCAUGCUCCAAUCGACAAACAAUAACAACAAAAGCAUCUACAUAAACAAAACAAAAUAUGAAAAAAAGAGACGAACAUCCAAUGUACGUUCUUUAAUUUUACACGUUAAGCAGAAAAAAUGCUCGAAUCAAUGGAUAUGUAUUCAGGAACUUCAACGAGUCGAGUAACUAACUAAAUAUGCAGCAACCAUUUCAUAUUUAAUGAGCUACUAGAAAAUAGAAAUAAAAACCAAAACCAACCGUCAAGUACAUGUGUAUGAUAGUACAUAUGUAUAUGAAUGUAUUCUGGUCUCAAUGCAAAAAAAAAACCAAAAUAGAAUCAAUAAAAAUGCAAAUGUAUGUAUUAAGUGGCAAACUGGCGAGUAAUUUAAAGCAACAAAAUAUAUUCAGAUGACAUAAAUGAAAACUUCAAAAGAGUUACUCGGGAGAAUACAAAAAUAAAAAAAAUAAAUAUAAAAAAAAAAAAAUGCUUUAACAAACAUUGAAACUUGAUAUAUUAAAUUGAAAAGAUAAACAAAAUACGGUCGGGCACUUGUUAAUCACUUUAUGUUAUUUAAUAUGCAAUUAAAACAAAACUGAAGGCCGGCAAAAAUAACAAACAAAUACUCAAAAAACAACUAUGAGUAUAACUGGCAAUGUA